AUGUCCCGAUUGUGGUGUAGCUUUGUGAAAAAUACAAGGCGGGAUUUCACUCCCAGUGAGAAAAGCAGAGUUUGCUCUGCUCAUUUCAACCCAGAUUGUUUCGAUGUAAAUGAGACGAAAAAUGCCAUACUCGUAUCGAUGGGACAGAAACCCAUGCCUCUAUCACUGAAAAAUGAUGCAGUGCCCACAGUCAAGACUGACACUCCAAAGUCGCCAACCCCAUGUGCGUCUCCUAGUAAUACAUGUACUCCAAAGAGAGGUGCUUUUUUGAAAAGAGCUCAUCAAGAUGCUCUCAAGAAUGCCCUUGAUAUGACCCCCUGGACCCCUGUCGCUGUCAAGGCCAAGAUCCAGAGAACAACUACUCCGUCUCCCUGUCAUUAUAUCCCUGACUGUCCAAGCAAAGAAGCUGCAUCACAAGCACAGGUUACCACAAAAUGUGCCAACACACAAGUCCAACUUCUCUUAACACGUGUGAAUCAAGUCCAGACAACCAAAGUUAAUCUCAGGAACGCAGGUGUCCAAACUUUACCUGAGGCCAAACCUUCAACAGUAUCAAGACUGACAUUCAACUAUUAUGAAGAUCUCAUGGCUGGGCUUGCAUACCUGCUUAUGCAUUGGGAAGAGGCCAGACUUAUAGUGAAAUCCUUUGAUGGCCCCCGACCACUAUCAAUGGAGGAACAAUUUCACGACAAGCAGGAAGUGUUUGACCUGCGCCAGCAACGAGCAAGAUUUGGAAAUGUAGAAGACCCAGGAGAAUGA
Messenger RNA from Owenia fusiformis, 759 nucleotides. Lineage: Eukaryota; Metazoa; Annelida; Polychaeta; Sabellida; Oweniidae. The record is from the annotation of a GenBank genome assembly.